AUGCCUAGGAAACCCACACCGACGGCUAAGCAGCGGGUUCGGACUGGUUGCCUAACUUGUCGGAAAAGGAGGAGAAAAUGUGAUGAGCAGAAACCAAGAUGUGCCAACUGUGAGGUAAAAGGGUUCGAGUGUAAAUAUAGCUCUGAUCUCGCAUUUGUACCACAGCGCGAGGGGGGUGCUUCCCGUGCGUCGAGGCAAGCGUAUAGCAGUAUCACAUUCGUCGAUGAAUCGCCCUUUGCAACUGCAAAUAAGGAGAAAUCAAAGGCCCCACCAAAGCCUGCAGAUGAUUCCCAGAGCGAUGGCAAUGCUGGGUUCUCUUUAGACGGAUUGCAGUCUUCGGCUGAUGGCCCAGAUGACCCUGGGGAUACAGGCCGCACCUUUGAAUUGCAAAGCAUAUUGUCACCGGCAGUGCCCCGUGUGGACUUUUCUGAACCUCCAAUCCCGUUUGUCCGUGAACGGCGUGCGCCGCAUACUCGAUACAUGAACAGUGCUCCGUACUUCGGAUACCGAUCUGUCACUAGCGAUAGGACAGUGGUGCGACGAGGGGCACUUGCAAGUGGCAGUCAUGAAACUGACUUGCUUCGACAUUUUCGGUACCACGUUGGUCCUUGGAUCGAUACCGGGGACCCUGAGCUCCCGUUCGGCUUACAUGUCCUUCUACUCUCUCGAACCAACAGAGCCCUGCAAGCUGCGGUCCUUGCGCUGUCUUCAAGUCAACGACUUCUCGUGGCAUCCCCGAAUAUCAAGGACCUGGAAAGCAGUCAGCAGUUCCGAAAGGAAGCGGAAGAGGGUCUUGCGCUUGAAUAUGAUCUGGCUAGAUAUGCUGGUCAUACCCUUUUGAUGCUUCAAGAUGCUCUGCCUGUUGGACCGCAGCAGUGGAGAAGUCUUUUGAUUCACAGAAUAGAACAUAUAAGUGACUUUGCGUCACGAGCAGUGGGUGAAGAGGUUGGGGAGGCCUUGUUGUGGCUUUACUUUCGACUCGAUCUCGCAGGCUCGAUAUCCUCUUCAAAACCACCACUUAUGCCCUUUCGAUCAUUAUUACGACGAGAUGGCACCUUAUUACACCACCCACAACCCAUGCGUCCUCAGACAGUCAAUUCCGUUUACAAGCACAUACUGUGUCUUCUGGGACACUGUCUAGCCCUAAUUCACGGGGAUCCAGAAAUGUCCCCUCCCCGUACUGUCGCAUCGUCAGAUCUGGCAGCAUUCCCCUCUUUACGGCAAUCGCACUCCUUAUCACAGUGGACAUUCCUCUGGUCAGACUGCCAGAAAUGGUACAACGAUCGACCAGUCAACGUGCAACAGAUCGUCGACAUCCGCGGCAGCGAAGCUGACCAAAUCGACCCAGACCACGACUCUUCAUUCCCAAUCCUCAUCUACACGACGCCAAUGGCGCUGGUCGCCAACGCUGUCUACCACAUGAUAUCUCUCCUAUUGCUCACACAUAAGCCACGGCUUCUGAAAUCACUGCCCGGACCAAGGUCCGUGACGUCACAUAUAUGGCAUGCGCAGUCUAUCGCCGGGAUCGCAGCAAGCAAUGACUCUCCCGAACAAUGGGAUCCGAUAUUAGUUGCGAGUCUUCUGACUAUUGCCAAGGAGAUGACACAUGAAUCUCAACAAGCCGUUUUAUUGGACCGUUUUUCUAGGAUCACGGCUACAACGGGCAUCAAAUUAGACCUAGAGACCGAGGAGCUUCAAGCGGCAUGGAACCUGGCACGAUACGAAGAGGAAUUCGAUGAUGAAGCUGACGCUAUGAUUUCAUAA
Penicillium robsamsonii is the source of this 1764-nucleotide messenger RNA. RefSeq lists its product as uncharacterized. The coding region runs from base 1 to 1764 and encodes 587 amino acids. Gene Ontology annotation, cellular component: nucleus. NCBI's taxonomy places the organism in Eukaryota, Fungi, Ascomycota, Eurotiomycetes, Eurotiales, Aspergillaceae. The transcript is spliced from 4 exons. Gene Ontology annotation, molecular function: transcription cis-regulatory region binding; DNA-binding transcription factor activity, RNA polymerase II-specific; zinc ion binding. The record is from RefSeq and is a predicted model, not a curated record. Gene Ontology annotation, biological process: positive regulation of transcription by RNA polymerase II.